UCAAGGGCCUCCUUUUAUUCCUGUGAGGUGCUGGGGCAAGAUUUACUUCCCAUCUAGCAGCACGAUCCCGCCCACUGUCACAUUAUAGCUCUUUAUAAGACAGCCAAAGGACCUGAUGAUAAGACACUGGACUUAAAACAACUCUGACCAUGUGGUGUAAAGUCCUCAUCUAUGCUGUCUUCCUCACACUCAUAAAGCAUGCAUUAUCAAGUGAAAUACAGACCGGCCCAAAUACAAGUGCAACCCUCCCCUGCAAUGUGACGUUCCCUGUUUCUGUAAAAGAGAACAAAAUAGACUGGUCUCUCAUCUUCGUCAGCUGGAUAAGUAAAGGCUCUGACAUCGCUUUAUUUGGAAAAGCAGCAAUCCACAUAAAAGAGGGUUUCAGAUGGAACACCAGUGACUUCAUCAAUGGGGACUUUUCUCUGACCAUCCUCAAAGCCAGUCUCAACCUGCAGGGGCUGUAUGAAUGCAUGGUCAGCUACAACUCCACAAUGCUGCACUCCAGUAAUGUUACAUUUAGUAUCCUCGCUUCCCCGACUCUCUCAAUCCCACACCAGUGGUUUGUGUCAGAGAAAGCGAGCCAACUUAAAUGCCAUGCAGAUGGUUUUUACCCUCCUCCUGUCACUUUUUCCUGGACCAGAGAUGAGGAAGUGGUUCAGCCUCCCUACCAGGUUGAAGGUGAACAGACUCCAGAUGGGUACUACAUGGCAGAAAGCAACCUGACCUUCUACCCUUCCCGUGGGGACCAGAAUGUGACUUUUGGCUGCAAAGUGUCACAUAGUGGCAGCUAUCGUGAGCUGGCUGUCCAAAUCAAUGUUACCUACCCCCCUUCUGUUAAACUUUCUUCUGUGACCUCGCGCUCCAACAACAGUCCUCUCACUCUUUACUGUGAUGUGGAGAGUUUCUACCCAGAAGAAGCGUCCAUAUCCUGGCUUCAAAAUGGCACAGCCCUCCCUGUACCCCCCACCCCUGAGCAGAACCCAGAUGGGACCUUCAGAACUAGACACUAUUAUACUUUAAGCCUUGAGCAGAGGGAGCGGGGUGGGAUGGUAGAGUGUGCAGUAAAUCAACCUGGGGUAGCGCCCCCAACCAGUGCAUCAGUGUACCUGGACAAACUGGACCUCCGAGAGCCUGUGUUGACUAAAUCAGCCAAAGCUUCUGUGGCUCUGAUGUGCAUUUCUAUAGUGCUCGUCUUCCUGCUCUGCUUUGGAUUUUCUUGGAGGAGAAGGGAUGAGAAACAGAAGUCUCUCAGUGUGUCAGGGAUCAUCCUCCCUCCACGCAUAAUUGUAGGUCAAAAGGGCAGAGUGUCAGUCAGCAUCGAGGGCAGGAGGGUGGAACAAGUCCAGGCUGCGUGGUUCCUCAAUGACUCACCUAUUUCUGACACUUCACACAAAGCAUCAGAUGAAGGUCCUCUCCUGCCCUCUAGAGGUCUGGUGGGUUAUUACAAGCUUCACUCUCAGGGGCCCCUGCUCUCAUCGUCAGGCAGCACUCAGCAGCUGAUCUCCGCAGUCACCUUCAUCCCCCAGAUUUCAGUCCACAGGGGGGCAGUAUUUAAAUGUCAGGUGUCCUAUGCAGGCAAGGACAAGAUUGUGGUGGAGAGGGUGUCAGAGAAGUUUACUAUUCUGUCUGCUCCAGAAGUGUCAGAAAUCCAGCUGACAGAGACAACAAAUGACUCUGAUAUCAUCAGCCUGACAACCAGGGCAUCACAGUUUCAUCCAGAUGUUAUUACCUUCCGCUGGUUCUGCCAGGGAAGUGAGCUGAGACCUGUGGCCUCCCAGGCCUCGUCCUCCCCUCGACCCAACUCUGAGGGCUUCUUUUCAGCCUACAGUCAGUGUAAGUUGCCACGGAGUGAACUGGAAAAGGGAGGCACUAAAGUGUGGGUCAGUGUGCACCACAUCGCUCUGAAGCAGCCAGUCACCCGUGAAACCAGAGGCUUCAUCAAGAGGCCAUGUGUGUCUGAAGUCAUCGGCUCCACUUCUUCACCCCAUCAGACUUUGACCCUGGGAUGUGAAAUAACAGAUUUCUACCCUCCAAACAUAUCAGUCACUUGGCUGAAGCUCAGAGAGGGAGAGCGAGAUGACAGAGAAGAGGAGUUGGUAGAGGGAGGGGAGAUGUGGGGCCCCAUAGAGACUCAUCCCAGAGUCUACAGGGCCACAGCCACUCUGAAGAGAAGGGCAACAAAUCAGAAGAAGGAGGAGAGAGGAGGCGGGAUCAUUUGUAGAGUGGAGCACUGUUCCCUACGUGAGCCUAUUGAGAGACACUGGGGAAAUGCCGACAUUGUUGCUCCCUCCAUUCCUCCAUCGAUCUCAGUCUUUUGGACCAGUGAAGGGGUUGGUGUCAAAUUACUCUGGGUAGCGGGAGGACCCACCCUGUCACCACUGGUGUCCAAUGAGACAGAGGAGAUAGGAGAUGACGGACAGAGGGAGCUGAAAAGUGUGUGCGCCCUGGAGAUAUCCACAAGCCUCCUCAGUCAGACAAACAAACAGCUGGAGAGACAAAAGAAUGGAGAUGCAAUAAAAACCAUAUCUGCUGUCACAGACCCUGACACUGAAGGAAUAGAGUACAUCGAUGAAAAAGUGGAUGGAGAGAACAACAAUGACAGUGAUGAGGAGACAAUGUCAGAGGUGGAUGUGGACAGUGACAAAGAAAGACAGGACGACCCAAGCGCGCUGCACAUCAACAGAGUAGACUUGAUCAAGGGUCCCAAGGAAAACGAGAGAGCACGGUUGAGAGUCUGUGUGGAGAUCACACAUCCCGCACUCAAGCUUCCUGUUUAUCGAAUCUGGACAGAGCCCAAAGAGGAACUUUCAUCUUCUGCUUGAAAGCCCUGGUGUCUGCAAGAGGUCAUGUAUUCCUAACAUGUAUAUUUGUUUCCAUCUGUAUUCUUGUCCUCUUCUUUUACUUCCAGAAUUAGAAGUUUGUAUUUAUUAACAUAUAUUUUUAAUCUGUAAUCCAUUACAUUUUCUUCCAAUCCCAAGACUUUUACAUAUAUUCAUAUUGUUGUACAAAAGGUACAACAGGAAGGUUCCCAAAUACCAGAAGAGGUGGAGGGCAAAGAGUUGUAGUACCAGAGAUCAAUAGUAAGAAACCACAGAGCAUAUUAAGAACAUGGUGGAAUAUUUCACAGUACAGAUACUGCCAGGCAUGUACAUGCUAACUGGGCUGGAAAGGACUGAAGAGAUAUAUAGGAUUUAAUUUAAGAGAGAAAUUAUGAUGUACAGUGGGUGUCUGGUUUGUGUGGAUGACCAAAGGUUUGAUUGCUCAGUGGUUCUGUUCAACCUAUGUGAUACUGUUAAGGAUGCUGUGGAUGAAACAUGGCAGUAAGGGAAUGUAUGUACAUUAUUUAAAUAUUUUAUUUAUUUAUCCUUGGAUGUUGUAUGUUACACUUGUGUAAGUUUUAAUUGUUCAGCGUUUAUGUUAAUGGUUUAAACAAUAAACAUAUUGUGGGGGCAAACAAAGACAGCCAUGGUGACAAAAUCUUAACCCAGUAAGAUCUCAAGCUCGUGUUAAAGCAAUAUUAAUGUAUCCCUGUGUAUGUGACAACAGGUCAUAGUUGUCAUUUGUCCUGCUCUCCACACUGACCCUGAAUGUUUCCACCCAAAAAUGAGGUCCAGUGUGUAGAAUAUUUCAAGCUUUGAACAUCAUGAACUGGGUGAUCCACAUGAGCCACAAGUGUUUUCAUGUCUAGGGAUGACAUUCAAAUGAAAAUCACAUAUGAUCAAUAUUUCCUUAAUGAAGUUGAAAUGAGUGUAAAAGUACUGUACAUUGAUCAUAUUCAGACCUAUCUCCUGAAAUUUAAGUUAUAGCUAUACAACCGAACUGCAACAACAACAAAUUUUGAGGCAAACAUAACUGUGACCUGACUGUGUUUUUUUGCCAAUGUUACGAGAAUGCAUUUUAAUUUAAAUAGGCUUGUUUUUCAAUAUUUUGGGUGUGAUAGCCCGUUCUCUCUGUAACACUAUAUUACAUGCAACCACACUUAAACUAUUGAAAAUCUGUUUAUGUGGUAAACAUCAUAUACAGCUUUACCCAUCACUAAAAACUAUUUCAAACACUAUAUUAUAGUUGAAAUGAUAAUAAUAAAGAUGACUCAAUAAAGACAGAAAGAAAUUAAACAUUUAGAAAUUUUUAUUUAGAUUUAAAGAGUUACAGCAUAGAAGCAAACAGUAAUGCAAAAUAUCAAAAAUCAACAAUCAUUCUUUGAUUCAUUUACAACUCUCUAAAUCAAUGAAAGCUAUUUCUAUUCAUCAAUUUAAAAUAUUAUUCUGGUUAAAUGUUAUAAUAUAUUAUGGAUGACGACUGAACCGUGUCUGGAGCUGGGGAAAGGUUCUCCAACAUAACUAUAUUUUCUUACAAC
Monopterus albus (swamp eel) is the source of this 4357-nucleotide messenger RNA. RefSeq lists its product as uncharacterized. The transcript has 13 exons. NCBI's taxonomy places the organism in Eukaryota, Metazoa, Chordata, Actinopteri, Synbranchiformes, Synbranchidae. Bases 150 to 2822 code for a protein of 890 amino acids. The record is from RefSeq and is a predicted model, not a curated record.